Messenger RNA from Papilio machaon (common yellow swallowtail), 2718 nucleotides. It is a transcript of the gene foi, whose product is annotated as zinc transporter foi. The record is from RefSeq and is a predicted model, not a curated record. Gene Ontology annotation, cellular component: membrane. Gene Ontology annotation, molecular function: zinc ion transmembrane transporter activity. Gene Ontology annotation, biological process: intracellular zinc ion homeostasis; zinc ion import across plasma membrane. Lineage: Eukaryota; Metazoa; Arthropoda; Insecta; Lepidoptera; Papilionidae. The coding region runs from base 277 to 2319 and encodes 680 amino acids. The transcript is spliced from 7 exons.
CGGUCGGGCUGAUUGUUGGUUUCCGCGAGUGUCACAAAAAGAAAUUCGUAAAAAAUAAAUGAUUAUUGUGUGAAAUGAACUGAAUUUGUGAAUGUUCGUUGUUUUUUUAUAAUAUACUGUUGAAUGGAACCUAAAUGUGACGUCUUUGAAACUUUUGAUGCAAAAAAACAGAUCGAGCUAUGUUAACAUCGUGACGUUUCAACAAUUUAAUAUAUAGAUGGAUUAAGAUCCAUCACAAAGUACAAUAGCAACGAUUAUUAGAUAGAGAAGGUAAAGAUGUCACACCAUCUUGUGACAGUAUGCAUGUUUUGCCUGCUCUGUGCAGCGCACACCUGCGGCUCACACGUUGAUAUACACAAAGAUAUCGUAUCCUAUGAACCAGAAAUACAAAACACCGAACAUAUGAUGGCUGACCUUGGUAAACGAAGAAUAGACUCAAGACAGAGGUAUCAAUUUAAAUUGGACAAGAUACGAAGAAAGAGAGAUGUCAGAAAUGUGAAUCCAAAUGCGUAUGUGGAACAGAUCUUCAGUAUAUACGGUGAUGCGGGCACAACUACAAUGAAUAUGACUGGUUUUAAUAGGAUGUUGCAAGAUCUGGAUCUGCAUAAAUUAGUUGAAGGUGGUGUGCAGAAAGUCGAGCGGAAAGUGUACUUCUAUGGUGAGACUGAAGCCAAAGAGGAUGUUGUCAAUUGUGUAAGCAGUGAAGAGCUUGUUACGACAGUAAACACAAGGUUAAAACCUCACGAUCAUGACCACGAUGAACAUAGUGCCUCUGAACACGAAGCAGAUACCUCCGUUUCAGAGGACACGUUACAAGCCAUCUGCCCUAUCCUACUUUAUCAGAAGCUAGCUGGUACCUCUCUAGAAAAGUCUGGCUGUGUCAAAGAAGCUAACAUACCUUAUAGAAUAGACUAUAAAGAUCUCAAACCUUUAGAGAAUGCGUAUUCUAAAAAUAUGUAUACAGUUUGGUUGUAUUCCUCUUUAAGUAUAUUUGCGAUCAGUGCUUGUGGAUUGCUCGGUGUCGCUGUUAUUCCUAUAAUGCACAAAACUUAUUACAAUCAUCUUUUACAAUUCUUAGUCGCGUUAGCUGUUGGUACAUUGUGUGGGGAUGCUCUCUUACACUUGAUGCCCCACGCCAUGAGUCCCAUGGAGCAUGAACACAGUAGUCACGAGGAAACCGGUGUCGAUGUUAGAGCCUCACACGAUGACGGCAUGUGGAAGGGUCUGGCAGCUAUGUUAGGUGUAGUAUUCUUUUACUUUACUGAAAAAGGUUUAACAGUUGUUGUCGAGUGGAGAAAGAGAAGGCAGAAGUUGGAAGAAGACAAACUACCGACUAGAGUCCGAGUGCUAAAAGACGAAGCGGUAGGCUGUUCGGAUGGUAAGCCAACAACGAAUUCCACAUCGAAUAAUAUUAUGAAGAUCUUCAAGAGAGACGAGAAAGGAGAUCCGACAAUGAAGACUUGCAAGCACAAGUACUCUGAGUACCCUUACUGUUACGAUGAGAUUGAUACUGACACACACGAUGAGCAUCACGUGAGAGAUGGUCUACCACCGAGUCCAAAGGCCCAGAAGAAACACAACAACUCCGUCAGCGUGGUGUCAUCGAAUGCUCUCAAUCCUGAAGGAAAGGAGAACGAGCCGACGGCGAAAGAUUGGCUGUUAAAAGCUGAGACCACUCCUGCGGUCGUCGAAAUGAAUAACAUAAACCAUAAAGAAGAAGGAGCUAAAGAUUUGAAGGAUGGUGACAGUUAUACAGUAAUAUUGAGGGAGCACUCGCGUGCACACCACGGGCAUUCGCACGCGCACGGACACGUGCACGCCCCGCCCUCCUCCAUGUCCUCCGUGGCUUGGAUGGUCAUCAUGGGUGACGGCUUGCACAACUUCACCGACGGCAUGGCUAUAGGUGCGGCGUUCUCUUCAAAUAUCGCCGGUGGUUUUUCGACUGCGAUUGCGGUGCUCUGCCAUGAGCUGCCUCACGAACUGGGUGACUUUGCGGUGCUGCUGAAGGCGGGCAUGUCUGCGCGGCGCGCGGUGUGGUACAACGUGCUGUCGUCAGCGCUGUGCCUGCUGGGCAUGGUGUGCGGAGUGCUGGCGGGACACGCGCCCUCCGCCACCAGGUGGCUGUUCGCAGCCGCUGCCGGCAUGUUCUUGUACAUCGCACUCGUUGACAUGAUGCCGGAGCUGAGCACGUCUCACAGCAAGGAGGGCACGCUGUGUCAAUGCUUGCUGCAGCUGAUGGGACUAGCCACCGGCAUUGGUGUCAUGCUCGUCAUCGCUCUAUAUGAGCAUGACCUCAAGAACCUCUUCGGUGAAUCCUGAACAUCUACGGAGCAGACAAAACACAACCAGCCAGGUUGAACCUCUUUGGUUCAAUCUGAACCUUGUUGGUAAAGGCUGAACCUUUCCGAUGAAGUGUGUAAUGACAACAGUGAUAUGUGUUAUAAGUGAAAAUGUUCCCCUAACCAGUGUCAAAUUAUAUAACCAAUUGUGAACUUAAAGUGAAUGCACUCAAAGUGAAAUGUGUAAUGCGACGAAUUUUUUAAAUGUAAGUGAUUUUUUUUUCCUUAAUUCAAUGAUAUUGGGGUCUAAAAUCCCCGACUGGUCAUAUUGACCAUAUAAGCUAUUAACAGUAUCAAUCGAAUACAGUAAUCGAAUCGUGUUAAGUACAAUAAAUUGAGUGUCGACAUCUAUUUUUAAUAUUUUUUUGAAUUAUUGACA